Molecule: messenger RNA, 267 nt
Organism: Triticum turgidum subsp. durum (durum wheat)
Lineage: Eukaryota; Viridiplantae; Streptophyta; Magnoliopsida; Poales; Poaceae
Source: the annotation of a GenBank genome assembly
AUGGGCCGUUGGUUGAAGCCAGAUGUUUACCCGCUGAUCGGCGCCAUGUCGCUGGUGACGGGGAUGUGCGUCUUCCAGCUCACCCGGAACGUCUUCCUCAACCCGGACGUCAGGGUGAGCAAGAGCAACCGGCAGAGCGCGGUGCCGGAGAACGAGGAGGAGGGCGAGAGGUACAGCCAGCACGCCUUCCGCCGCUUCGUCAGCGCGCACCGCCCGGAGGUCUUCCCCGCCAUCAACCGCUUCUUCUCUGGGUUCAGCGCCAAGUGA